This is a messenger RNA of Grus americana (Whooping crane), 513 nucleotides long. RefSeq names its product olfactory receptor 6C4-like. The coding region runs from base 1 to 513 and encodes 170 amino acids. Gene Ontology annotation, molecular function: G protein-coupled receptor activity. The record is from RefSeq and is a predicted model, not a curated record. Gene Ontology annotation, biological process: G protein-coupled receptor signaling pathway. The transcript is spliced from 5 exons. Lineage: Eukaryota; Metazoa; Chordata; Aves; Gruiformes; Gruidae. Gene Ontology annotation, cellular component: membrane.
AUGAGCCUGCUGCAAGCAGAGUCUCACCUGCAGAGACAAAAGGACAUCAUGGUCAACGUCCAAGUGAUGAUCCUGCUGCUGGCCUAUCUGAUGAGGGGGUUCACUGAUGGAGGCACCAUCACGUACAGAACAGUCACCACCAAGUCCAGGGAUGGGGAGGAGAUGGAGGGGGGCUUCAACCUCAAUGUCAAGAAACAGCAGAUGUCCAAUGGCAGCUCCAUCACUGAGUUCCUCCUCUUGGCAUUCACAGACACAUGGGAGCUGCAGCUCUUGGCUACUCAGGUCUUUUUCUUUUUCUUUCUGAUGUCAGCAGAGUUUUAUCUUCUCACUAUCAUGUCUUAUGACCGCUACGUUGCCAUCUGCCAACCCCUGCACUACGGGACCGUUCUGUACUCGGUGGUGCCUCCAUCAGCGAACCCCCUCAUCUACAGCAUGAGGAACCAGGAGCUCAAGGAGGCCAUUAGGAAAGUGAUUUCAUGGAUGUUUCUCAUGAAAAAUUUAUCUCAGUUAUGA